Messenger RNA from Astyanax mexicanus (Mexican tetra), 1544 nucleotides. RefSeq names its product calsequestrin 1a (gene casq1a). Gene Ontology annotation, molecular function: calcium ion binding. The record is from RefSeq and is a predicted model, not a curated record. Gene Ontology annotation, cellular component: sarcoplasmic reticulum lumen. The transcript has 11 exons. Bases 99 to 1508 code for a protein of 469 amino acids. Lineage: Eukaryota; Metazoa; Chordata; Actinopteri; Characiformes; Acestrorhamphidae. Gene Ontology annotation, biological process: regulation of skeletal muscle contraction by regulation of release of sequestered calcium ion.
CACAGCUUUCUCAGAGCUGGUGCCAGUCUGUGAGGAUUUCAGGAGGGGGCACAGGCCUCUGGUCUGGGUGGCAGAAGCCUAUAUUUAUUUAUUUAUUUAUGUAUUUAUUUUACUUUUCUUUUUCUUUUUUUCUUUUUAUUAUUAAUGUUAAACAUCUGACAAUGCAGUGGAAAUUGGUUGUCCUGGGGCUCCUGUUGUCUUUUGGACAGAUGUCAUGGGGUCACGAGGCCAUGAUCAUUCCUGAAUAUGAUGGAAAGGAGCGUGUUCACGUCCUCACUAUCAAGAAUUAUAAGUCUGUGAUGAGGAAAUAUGAUUUAAUGGUGCUGUACUACCACGAACACGUCGGACCCAGCAAAGUGGCCAAGAAACAGUUUGAGAUUGAGGAGCUGGCUCUGGAGCUUGCUGCUCAGGUUCUAGAGGACCUUGUUGAAGAUGUUGGAUUUGCAUUACUUGAUGCGAAAAAAAACAGAGAUGUUGCCAAGAAGCUAGGUCUGCAAGAGGCAGACAGCAUCUAUAUCUUUAUAGAGGAUGAAGUCAUUGAGUAUGAUGGGGAGCUGACGGCGGACACACUGGUGGAGUUCCUCUAUGAUGUGAUUGAUAAUCCAGUGGAGGUGAUUGAUAACAGCAACGAGCUGAAGGGCUUUCAUAGUCUCGAAGAGGACAUUAAACUAGUCGGGUACUUUAAGCAUGUCAGGUCUAAACACUAUGGUGUGUUUAAGGAUGCAGCAGAGGAGUUCCAUCCUCACGUGAAGUUCUUUGCGACGUUUAACCCAAAGGUUGCUAAAGAUCUACAUCUGAACAUGAACGAAGUGGACUUCUAUGAGCCUUUCAUACACAAUCCACUCAGUAUCCCUGGAAAACCCUACACUGAAGAGGACCUGGUUAACUUCAUUGAGGAGAAUAAUAGACCAACCCUGCGGAAACUGAAGCCACACAACAUGUAUGAGAUAUGGGAAGAUGACUUAGAUGGAGAACAUAUCAUUGCAUUUGCAGAGGAAGAUGAUCCAGAUGGAUUUGAGUUCUUGGAGAUACUAAAGGAGGUCGCUGAGGAAAACACACAUAAUCCAGACCUCAGCAUCAUCUGGAUUGACCCUGAUGAAUUCCCUCUGCUUGUCCCUUAUUGGGAGAAGACCUUUGACAUUGAUCUGUCGUCACCUAAAAUUGGCGUGGUGGACGUUGUGGAUGCCGAUAGUAUAUGGCUGGAGAUGGAUGACCAUGAUGAUAUGCCAACACCUGCUGAGCUGGAGGACUGGCUGAUGGACGUUCUGGAGGGGGAAAUUGACCCUGAUGGAGAUAAUGAUAGUGAAGAUGCUGCUGAUGACGAACAUGAUGACGACAACGAUGAAGCCGAUGACGAUGAUGAAGAUGACGACGAUGAUGGCAGCGAUGAAGAUGAUGAUGAUGAUGAUGAUGACGACGAUGACGAUGAUGAUGAUGAUGAUGAUGAUGAUGAUGAUGAUGGCGAUGAUGACGAUGAUGACGACGACGACGAUGACGAUGAUGACUGAAAUUAAAUUAUUUACAAUAAAAGAAUAGAAACUGUA